This is a messenger RNA of Eufriesea mexicana, 1548 nucleotides long. Its product is annotated as fatty acyl-CoA reductase 1. Gene Ontology annotation, biological process: long-chain fatty-acyl-CoA metabolic process. The coding region runs from base 1 to 1548 and encodes 515 amino acids. The record is from RefSeq and is a predicted model, not a curated record. Gene Ontology annotation, molecular function: alcohol-forming very long-chain fatty acyl-CoA reductase (NADP+) activity. The transcript has 6 exons. NCBI's taxonomy places the organism in Eukaryota, Metazoa, Arthropoda, Insecta, Hymenoptera, Apidae. Gene Ontology annotation, cellular component: peroxisome.
AUGAACGACGGGAGCAAGACUGGACAACCAAACGACAAGAGAAAUUCAAUGAACAAUUGCGAUAGUCAAAUACGACAGUUUUAUGCUGGCAAACAUAUAUUUCUCACAGGAUGCACCGGUUUUCUGGGCACCGUUGCUGUGGAGAAAAUCUUACGCACGUGUAAAGAAAUUAGCAAGAUUUACAUCAUGAUUAGGCAAAAGAAAGGGAAAUCGGUAGAAGAACGGCUUAAACAUUUCUUUAAAAAUGACAUAUUUAAUAAAUUGCGCGAAAUGAAUCCUAACUUUAUGGAAAAGAUCGAGGUGAUUUACGGCGACUUGGAGAAAGAGGACUUAGGCCUCUCACCAGAGGAUCGUCGUCGUCUCGUGGAGAACGUGAAUAUAAUAAUUCAUAACGCAUCGAUGGUGCAUUUCGUGGCGAAAGUGUCCCGCAUUUUACGAACAAACGUGAUUGCCACGCAAAAGCUGCUCGAACUAGCGAGAGAAUGCCGUCAUUUAAUGGCAUUCGUUUAUGUUUCGACUGCUUAUUCUCAUCAUUACAAUCAAACGAUCGAGGAGAAAUUUUACCCGCCACCGGCUGAUUUGAAGCUGAUCAAAGAUUUGAUACGUGCUGACGAAGAGAACGCAGCUGGAGUUACCGAGGAAGUGGUUCAAAGUAUGGUAGACAAGUGGAUCAACAUUUACAGCUUUACUAAAGCCACCACUGAAGAUUUGGUUCGCAAUUUUGCUAGAAAAACCUCGUUACCCUGUAUCGUCUAUCGGCCUUCAGUGGUUGUAGGGACAUAUAAGGAACCAAUCCCAUGGAUUGGAAAUAAAAAUGGUCCGGUGGUAUUGGUAAUGGCAGUCAUUGAAGGUUACCUACAUACCUUGUACUGGUAUGAGAACGUAAAUUUUGAUGCAAUUCCAGCUGACAUGACGAUUAAUAGCCUUUUGAUAUCGAUCUGGGACUUUGUCGUGUAUAGGAAAUCGAAUGAACCGCAAGUGUAUAAUUAUGGAAGUUCCGACUGGAAUCCACUGAACGUCUUUUCAGGAGCAGUAAAUAUUAUAGACAUUGCACAUAAAAAUCCUUCGACCAAAGCGGUCUGGUACCCGUUUUUCAUUUGUGCUAACAACUUUUUCAUUUUCUUUGUACUUCACACACUUUGUCAUAUCUUACCUAGUAUAUUUGUCGACUUAUCUCUUUUGGUACGAGGAAAGCAACCAGUCAUUACAAGUAUAUUGUUCAAGUUAACGAAAAAUUAUAAAUUAUUGUCGUAUUUCAUAUCUUCGAACUGGGUUAUAAAGGCGGAUAAACUGAAAGAAGUUCAAAGGAGGAUGAAUACAGCAGAUUUGAAAGAGUUUCCUUGCGAUUUAAGCUCAGUGAACUGGUAUGAGUGUACAGAAACAUUUGUGGCAGCUGUACGAAAAAUACAGAAUGAACCACCAAACGCGGUGAAGUUCGACUCAGGAGACAUAUAUGUAUUUAAGCAUGACCUGAGGCAUUUUCUCCAUAGAUGUUGCGCUUAUAUUGAACCAAACGAGAGCAGCAUAUGUGAGGAUUGGACGAAUUAA